CGCAGUUUUUCGACACGUACAGCUCAAACACAAUUGGAUCCGCCUGACAUACAACACCUGAGUUGACCUGAGUUGAUAAUUAUAAUUUAAUAUUAAACAAAUUAAUUGAUUAUUCAAAAUGCCUCUUCAUCCACAUACCAAGGAAAAUAUUGUUGCUGCAAAUGAUGCAUUCACAUCCAUCAAAGAAAAUCUAUCACCAAAAAAAAAAUCAACACCUGAAUCAUCACCAAGCAAAAAAAUUCGUAUGUCACCAAAAAAAAAUGCUGAAGGAUUGGAUAGCUUGAAGAAAGCUGUUCGUAAUCUUGGACUACAAGACAUUGCCAGUGCAUCUGAUAAAUCAUCACAAUUGAGCAAAUUUGACCCACAAAAAGAGCCAUUGUUAAGAGAAAAUCCAAGAAGAUUUGUCAUGUUUCCAAUUGAAUAUGAUGACAUUUGGAACAUGUAUAAAAAAGCUGAAGCUAGUUUUUGGACAGUUGAAGAAGUUGAUUUAUCAAAAGACAUGACUGACUGGAUAAAGCUAAAUGACAAUGAACGUCAUUUUAUAUCUCAUGUAUUGGCAUUUUUUGCAGCAUCAGAUGGUAUUGUCAAUGAAAAUUUAGUUGAAAGAUUCAGUCAAGAAGUACAAGUUACAGAGGCACGUUGUUUUUAUGGUUUUCAAGUUGCUAUUGAAAAUGUACACUCUGAAAUGUAUUCAUUAUUAAUUGACACAUACAUUAGAAGUCCAGAUGAAAAAGAAUUUUUAUUUAAUGCAAUUGAAAAUUUACCAUGUGUUAAAAAAAAGGCUGAUUGGGCAUUAAAUUGGAUUGGUAAUGAUUCAGCAACAUUUCCAGAAAGAGUUGUUGCAUUUGCUGCUGUUGAAGGUAUUUUUUUUAGUGGUAGUUUUGCAUCAAUAUUUUGGUUAAAAAAAAGAGGAUUAAUGCCAGGCUUGACAUUCAGCAAUGAAAUGAUUUCAAGAGACGAGGGUCUUCAUUGUGACUUUGCAUGUUUGAUGUUUAAACAUAUUAUUCAAAAACCUUCUGUUGAACGUGUCACGACAAUCAUCAAGGAUGCUGUUGAAAUUGAAAAAGAAUUUUUAACAGAUGCAUUGCCAGUUGCUUUGCUUGGUAUGAAUUGUACAUUGAUGUGUCGUUACAUUGAAUAUGUUGCUGAUAGAUUACUACUUGAACUUGGCUGUCAAAAGAUAUACCAUGCUGAUAAUCCAUUUGACUUUAUGGAAAAUAUUUCAUUGGAAGGCAAGACAAACUUUUUCGAAAAGAAAGUUGGCGAAUAUCAAAAAUGGGGUGUUAUGAAUUCUGGUGACACCAACACAUUUAGACUUGAUGCUGACUUUUAA
Molecule: messenger RNA, 1333 nt
Organism: Aphidius gifuensis
Lineage: Eukaryota; Metazoa; Arthropoda; Insecta; Hymenoptera; Braconidae
Gene: RnrS
Product: ribonucleoside-diphosphate reductase subunit M2 B
Exons: 5
Coding region: 119-1333 (404 amino acids)
Biological process (GO): deoxyribonucleotide biosynthetic process
Cellular component (GO): cytosol
Molecular function (GO): ribonucleoside-diphosphate reductase activity, thioredoxin disulfide as acceptor
Source: RefSeq, a predicted model, not a curated record